AACUAUACCACUCAUUUGCACCUAAUUAACCAACUCCAUCCAUCAUGUCCUUUACAAGUUACUUUUUUUCCUAAGGGUAGAAAAAGGAAAUGGGAAAACAUAAUGGUGGGAACAAAUAACAUCCUAAUCCCCCAAUUUCCACUGAUUCAUCCAUUGAAACAAGCAUCCAAAUUAGUAAACACUCCUUACCAAAAAUUCUUUUGUCCAUCAAUCAACAACCAAACUUCUGAAUGAUUUUUUCUAUAUACUAAUUCUAUGCCAAUAAAUAGUACACCUGAAUUUCAGGGGUUAACAAAUGUCAGCUACAAAACUACAUUAGAAGAUAUUGAUCAACUAUCAUGUGCAUCUCUUGAUAACACAAGCCAGAUGUGUCACUUCGAGCCAUUGUUUUCUCUCAAGUAAUUCCAAGCAAGCCACAACAAGAACAUCAAUAGAAGAACACCUCUUUCAUUAAAUACCAAGGCAGCCAAGCAUCCUGAUUUACUGAAAGAAACAAGUAGCGAAUAUUGUUUCUUUCAUUCUAACAGGAUGCUUGGUUUCCUUAGUAUUAUUGAUUGAAGAGGUAAUUGGCUUGGGUAGUUGGCUCAGUAGGCCAACCCCUCUCCAAAGUUCAGAGAGUAUCAUUUCAAGGAAAUUUGGAGGGAAAUAUUUGAGGACAGGGUUGAUAGCUUUUUCGGUCCUUUUGCUAUGUGAAAGUUAAAACAUGAGCCCUAAUCAAGAGUUUCAAACAUUUCAAUUCUUCUAUUCAUGGACUUUUAGGUUCUAUAUCAAUUUCUUGUUGUAAGCUUACACGUUAAUUUCUAAUGUUAAACUAUUAUGGUCUCUUCUCUAUUUGCAGUAAUUUAUAACUUGAUCAAGUCAACGUUCCUUCUCUUGUUGAGAAGAGGCAUAUGUGAAGACAUCAAGUGAUCUAAAUAACUAUUAGUUGUUUCUCAUAUUCAACUAAUUGAGAUAUCUCACAUCCAACGAGGAACGAAAUUCACUAUUUCCAUCGAGUUUUAACAGUGCUUGAUAACUUCAAUCAGGAAAAGUUUCAUAUGCGCAAGCAUGAAUUACAAUUAUCAAUCCAUUCAAAAUAAGGAUUCGUUUCCCCUUAAAAAAAACUGAUCCAAUGCCAACAAGAUCUCAAAUGACACAUAGAAACAUGGAUUUUUUGUCCAAACAAUGGAAAUAUUUUCCCCUUUCCUUUCACAUUAGGUUUUCCUAGUCAUCAUCAAGUAAAAUGGACUUAGUAUUCAAAUUCUUGUAUGAAUUCUAGUCCGACAAAGAUUGCUUCGACAUAUAGGCACCAAAGUAGGACACUUAUUAUAAUGGUGCGAUCCAACAUUAGCUUUGUGAAGAAUUCACAUACUGUUAUCAAUAUCAAUAAUUUGCAUUGUCCCUUUUCCUGUAGCGAGUAAAUGGAGCAUCCACUCAGGCGACAAUCAUAUCAAAUCACACACACCAUCUCCAUCCCCACCAAUUAAAACCACGAGCAUUGAAGAAAAGACCAAUACCAUAAAGCUUCUACAGUAUUAUAGUGCACGCACCAAAGAGGGUCAAUAGCUGCAAUUGUAGUGGGCAAAGUGGGGUGCGGCUGAACUUCUUUUCCCACCAACCUCUUUGAACAUCCUGUCACUCACAAUACCAAUUCUUUAGUGCCCAAUCUCCACUCACCACUCUCCAUUAGUAGCACACAUACACAAACAGGAGAGUAGUAAAAUGGAACAAAGCGCUCCCAAGCCCAUCUUCCUCAUCUACUGCUACAUAUGCAGCUUUCUUCUGGUUCUGCUGCUGACAACGAACAACAAGGCGCUUGCAGCUUCACCUCCGAUACCAUCAUCCUCAUCAUCAUCAUCACUAGUUUGCAAGGUCGGUACUAAUGACAAUAAUUCCAUGGCGGCAGAGUGUCAAGUGGAGGCGGAAGAAUCGUUAUUAGAGAUGCUAAUUACUACCGGUACUGAUGAUGAUGAUGAUGAUGAUGAAGUGAGAGAUCAUGGGAUGAGAAGAAGGUUUGCGCAGGAGAGGGAGACGCAGAGGUACAUAACACCAGGAGCAUUGAAGAAAGACAAGCCUGUGUGCAAUGGAGGCACCAGUGGAGAGGCUUACAGCAGCAGCUGCUUGCCCCCUCCUUCCAACCCACAUACCCGUGGCUGUUUCAAAUACUACCGCUGUCGCUCUGAUUCUUAAAUCACUACCUUUAAUCCUCAUGUAUGUGUAUCGCUGGCAUGUAAUUAAGCCAGAGAAUCUGAUUGAUAUUAUAUGAAUGACUGUGUUUGUCUCAAUUCUGCAUUGGUUCAAAGUUCAAACAUUAGGGGCAUCAACUAUUACAAAGCAUGAACCGAGCAAAUUGCAGCAGGCUUUUCUAGAUGUCAACUCAGGGAAAGGAAAAUUACUCCAGUGACCUAGUUGCAACUAUACAAGUUCUAGCCACUAUUCUGCAAUAAAAUUGUUCCCGUCUAGUGUACAGAAUGAGCCAUAAAAUUGGAAAGACCAUACCUCGUCUAAUUCCAGCACCAUAUGUCACCAUUGUGGAUGAUAUUAAAUUGCAUAGAAGGGC
This is a messenger RNA of Linum trigynum, 2539 nucleotides long. The record is from the annotation of a GenBank genome assembly. Lineage: Eukaryota; Viridiplantae; Streptophyta; Magnoliopsida; Malpighiales; Linaceae.